CGCACUUUCACCUCAUGUCUUUACAAGAAGAAAUCACCCGCCGUCGCACGUUUGCUAUUAUUUCGCACCCCGAUGCGGGUAAAACCACACUUACUGAAAAACUGUUGUGGUUUGGCGGUGCUAUACAAGUAGCGGGUGAAGUGCGUGGCCGCAAAGCAUCGCGCCAUGCAACAUCGGACUGGAUGGAGUUAGAAAAACAACGUGGCAUUUCGGUGACUUCAUCGGUCAUGCAGUUUCCUUAUCGCGAGCACAUGGUGAACUUGCUCGAUACGCCCGGCCAUGAUGACUUUUCUGAAGAUACUUAUCGCACGCUGACUGCCGUGGAUUCAGCCGUGAUGGUAAUUGACUCGGUGAAUGGCGUAGAAGCGCAAACCAUUAAGCUGCUCAAUGUGUGCCGCAUGCGCGACACACCGAUUAUCACCUUUAUUAACAAGUUAGACCGCGAAAGCCGCGCACCAAUUGAAUUGCUCGAUGAAAUUGAAACCACGCUUGGCAUGGAAUGUGCGCCAAUGACGUGGCCGAUUGGUAUGGGUAAAAGCUUCCGUGGCGUUUAUAACUUGUACACAGAUUCUGUUUCGUUUUUUGACCCACGCGCAGAAAAAGGCACGUCGGAAGUGAUUCAAGGCUUAGAUAAUCCGCGUUUGGACGAGUUGCUAGGCCCUGUUGCGGCUGAUUUGCGCGUGGAUAUUGAAUUAGUGCGUGGCGCAUCCCACAGCUUUGAUAAAGCGCGCUAUUUAAGCGGCAAGCAAACACCGGUGUAUUUUGGCUCAGCCAUUAAUAACUUUGGCGUGCAAAGCUUGUUAGAUGCCGUGGUCGAUUUAUCCCCUGCACCAUUGGCACGUAACUCGUCUAGCCGCAUGGUGGCGCCAGAUGAGCCUAAAUUUUCAGGCUUUGUAUUUAAAAUACAAGCCAAUAUGGACCCUAAACACCGAGACCGCAUUGCAUUUUUGCGCGUGUGUUCAGGCCGUUUUGAGCGUGGAAUGAAAAUAAAACAAGUCGCCACCGGCAAAAUGAUGGCUGUCAACAACGCCAUUACCUUUAUGGCGCAAGACCGCACCACCAUGGAUGAAGCCUAUUCUGGCGAUAUUAUUGGCAUCCCUAACCACGGCACCAUUAAAGUGGGCGAUACAUUUACCGAGAACGAAAAUCUUAAAUUUACGGGUAUUCCAAGCUUUGCGCCAGAAUUUUUCCGCCGAGCUAGAAUUAAAAAUCCAAUUAAAAUGAAGCAGUUACAAAUUGGACUUAAACAACUUUCUGAAGAAGGUGCGGCGCAAUUGUUUCGCCCGUUAUUGAGUAACGAUUUAAUUUUAGGUGCAGUGGGUAUGUUGCAAUUUGAAGUGGUGGCGCACCGCUUAGAACAUGAAUACAGCGUUGAAAUGGUGUUUGAACCUUACGACUGCUAUACCGCGCGCUGGCUACGCGGUAAAGAUGCGGAUUUAAAAGCGAUUGCUGAUAAAUACGGCUUUAACGUAGCCUUAGAUGUGGCGGAUGAUUAUGUUUACCUUGCGCCAAACCGCGUGAAUUUGCAAAUGGCGCAAGAGCGCUACCCAGAUAUUGAAUUUGCUGAGACGCGAGAG
Molecule: messenger RNA, 1577 nt
Organism: Darwinula stevensoni
Lineage: Eukaryota; Metazoa; Arthropoda; Ostracoda; Podocopida; Darwinulidae
Source: the annotation of a GenBank genome assembly